Messenger RNA from Telopea speciosissima, 417 nucleotides. Its product is annotated as aquaporin PIP2-4-like. The record is from RefSeq and is a predicted model, not a curated record. Gene Ontology annotation, molecular function: water channel activity. Gene Ontology annotation, biological process: transmembrane transport. Gene Ontology annotation, cellular component: plasma membrane. The coding region runs from base 1 to 417 and encodes 138 amino acids. NCBI's taxonomy places the organism in Eukaryota, Viridiplantae, Streptophyta, Magnoliopsida, Proteales, Proteaceae. The transcript has 2 exons.
AUGGUGGCACAAUGCUCGGGUGCAAUGUAUGAAGUAGGGAUAGUAAAGGCCUUCCAAAAGUCUUACUAUGUGCAGUAUGGUGGUGGGGCGAACGAGAUUGCCGAUGGCUACAGCAAAGGGGUGGGUUUGGCAGCUGAAAUUAUUGGUACCUUCAUCUUUGUCUACACUGUUUUCUCUGCUACAGAUCCCAUGAGAAGUGCCCGAGACUCCAUCCCUGUAAGUUCACCUGUUUUACUUGGAAAACAGAGUAUUAUUAGAAUUGAUAUAGAAAUCAUUCUCAAUUCUCUUGUUAACCCACAUGGAAAGCGUUCUAAUUCAGAACUUUUGUUGGGAUUUACAGGUGCAAAGGAGGAACUUUGGGAGUAUAAUUUGAUGGCUGUAUCCGUUCAAGCUGAAGGUAAACUUUCAUGGAUUUAA